Dendrobium catenatum is the source of this 417-nucleotide messenger RNA. Its product is annotated as flavanone 3-dioxygenase 2-like. The annotation marks the transcript as partial. The transcript has 2 exons. NCBI's taxonomy places the organism in Eukaryota, Viridiplantae, Streptophyta, Magnoliopsida, Asparagales, Orchidaceae. The record is from RefSeq and is a predicted model, not a curated record.
AAUUUGAAUACCUCAAUUUUGAAUAUGAUGAAAAAAUGGAUUCAGCUUCUCAACCACGGCAUGCCGGAGAGCUUACGGACGGCCAUGAUUGAAGCGUUUGCAGAGUUCUUCGAUCUAACAACAGAGGAGAAACAAGUUUAUAAUAUAAAGAACGUCUUUGACAGGGUGAGUCAUGGAACAAGUUAUAGCUUGACGAUGAAGGAAGAGCGAUAUUGGAGAGAUUUUCUCAGGAUCCAUCUCCACCCGGAGUUCAACUCCCCAGCCAAACCUUCUGGUUUCAGAAAAAUAUCUGAAGAGUUUUGUCGGCAGAGCAGAGAGAUCUUGAGUGAAUUGCUGAGAGCGAUAUGGCAAAGCCUGGAGCUGGAAGUAAGUUUCAUGGAAGAGUCUUUAGGGCUGAAAUCAAGCAACCAAAUUCUG